GUCGAGGGUUUGCGCCUGUCUGGUGUUGUAUCAGUGGAGAUAUCCAAGAAGCCGUCCGGCGCCGAGUAGCUUCCGUCCGCCGUCACCAUGGGUCGUAUGCAUAGUCGCGGGAAGGGUAUUUCCGCAUCAGCCCUCCCUUACAAGAGAACACCACCAAGCUGGCUGAAGAUCUCCUCUCAGGAUGUUGAAGAGAACAUAUGCAAGUUCGCCAAGAGGGGAAUGACUCCAUCUCAGAUCGGUGUGAUUCUUCGUGACUCUCACGGUAUUGCUCAGGUCAAGAGUGUCACUGGCAGUAAGAUUUUGCGUAUCCUCAAGGCUCACGGUUUGGCACCUGAGAUUCCAGAAGAUCUGUACCAUUUGAUCAAGAAGGCUGUUGCCAUCAGGAAGCAUUUGGAGAGAAACAGGAAAGACAAGGACUCAAAGUUCAGGUUGAUUCUAGUAGAAAGCAGGAUUCACCGCCUUGCCCGUUACUACAAGAAGACCAAGAAGCUCCCACCAAACUGGAAAUAGUAUGUCCUUUAUCUCUGUUGUCCCUUAUUAUUACCUAUUCGUGCUGCAAUUUUACAUUUAUGAAUGUGCUAAUGAAAUGUAUAUGGUCGGAUUAUCUAAUUAAAUUAAGCCAUGCUGUUUUGGAGGAUAUGUGAUUCAUGUAUAUUGUUUGUUAAGUGUGUUUUGUUGAGGAAGCCAUAAAAUUGUGGCUGUGACACAUUUUUAUGUGCAGUGUAUUUUAUGAUGCAUUUUCCAUCUUAAUGCACAUCUAUUUUGAUAUCUGUAUUUAAGUAUUUUUCAUUGUAUGUUUUGGUUUCAGAAGACCAUUUUCUGCUCAUUGUACAGCUCAAAUGGUUAAUGCUCAGGCUUCUGGUUCUUGGCUUUUAUCAUUUGUUAUUUUCUGGUUCACCCUUAUCAAGAAUGCUUUCUGUAUCUUUUCAAAUGCUGUUGUUUUCUUAUUUGGCAACUUUGCCGGCUGUAAUAUGGAAAUUGUCAAAAUGCUUGAAGUUUGAAGUGUCAAAUUGCUUUUGUUAAUUAAUCUUUUGCAUCUAAAGACUUUUAUGGUUCAUGGUGUGGUUUAAAAUGCCAAAUUUGUGCUCUUAACUAUUAACUUCUAAUUUUAAAUCUGAUUCCUAUUGCAUACUCGAUGUGUAAUACUUUAUUCGAUGUGUAAUACUUUAUUGAUUUUGGUGUAUCGUAUGAUUGGGUCUUUCUCAGCAGUAAAAAGUCUUGUCUUCAUAGUGUAUUUUUAUUAUGCUAGGAUUGAGUGUAGAAUUCACAUCAGAAACUCUGUUCUAAUAGUUUGUGAUUGAGCUUUUGGAACAAAUGCUGAUAAAUAAACUCUUUAUGCAGUGAAUCCACCACCGCCAGCACACUCGUGGCUUAGAGGAGGAGGUGUCGGGGUUUUUCCUGGUAGUGGAGGUGCAGAAAGUUAUCAUAGGUGUUUCAAGUUUGUCGUCCAUUGCCGGGAAAUAUUAGUUCUUGCGCCCAAUUUUGUGAUAUGAUUCAGUUGUGAUACAUUGUGGAUUUAAACCUUAAGCAUAGUUGUUAUGUUCCUGAUCAUUGACUGAAAUUCUCAGUUUUUGUUAAUUUACUUAAGUAUAUUUAAGGUGACUGUUCGAUGGCAGUGUUUAACAUCUUGUUGAGGUCAUGAGUUGGAGUUAAUUAACAUCAGUAUGACCAUUAAUCGGGAAACGCAUGCCGUAACACUGUUCAUGUACCAUUAUCAGUUGGUGAAUGAAGUUUUAAAUAAACAAAUCUGGUUAUCUGUCAAAUGGUGAAUGGAGUUAUAGCAAUCCUCAUCAGUGGUCAUGUUUAUAAGUUUUCAGCUGCAGUUAUAAAUUUCUUGUUUCUGGUAACGUUAAAACUCAAUUAUAAAAAAGAUAUUUGAGCUCUUGUUGAUUCUCUUCGGGUUUUCCGUACUUAUUUUGCUCAGGAUUGCACACACUCGUAUACAUUCUUUGGUCAUAAAAAGCCCGUUAACUUUGGUGUUUGGAGCUUGAUGCCUUGGUAAUCCUAUAAGUAGAUGUUGAGUGGGUUAACUUUGGUGUUUUGAACUUGAUGCC
Messenger RNA from Oldenlandia corymbosa var. corymbosa, 2054 nucleotides. NCBI's taxonomy places the organism in Eukaryota, Viridiplantae, Streptophyta, Magnoliopsida, Gentianales, Rubiaceae. The record is from the annotation of a GenBank genome assembly.